Messenger RNA from Lepisosteus oculatus (spotted gar), 630 nucleotides. RefSeq names its product diphthamide biosynthesis 3 (gene dph3). The record is from RefSeq and is a predicted model, not a curated record. NCBI's taxonomy places the organism in Eukaryota, Metazoa, Chordata, Actinopteri, Semionotiformes, Lepisosteidae.
CGCCGGUAGUGUGAGAAAACACGAGAUCAAGGCAACGGUGACAGCGUGUGGAAUGUCACUUUCUUGAAUAUGUGUUGCUAUUAAACGUUAAAAUGUCUGUUUUUCACGACGAAGUAGAGAUAGAAGAUUUUGAAUAUGACGAGGAAACGGAGACAUACUAUUUUCCCUGUCCAUGUGGGGACCGUUUCGCUAUAACUAAAGAAGACCUAGAAAAUGGUGAGGAAGUAGCUACCUGUCCCAGCUGUUCACUAAUAGUCAGAGUAAUCUAUGACAAGGAAGAGUUUAUGUCUGGGGAAAUUGUGGAAGCACCUGGAGCAAGAACAGUUGAACUUUUGAAGAGCUGAUGGGUGAUGUUCAACCUAUAGCUUUUGAACUUCUAGUGUGCACUAAGACUGUCACACAGGGGUGUUUUUGAUCCCCUGGAGACAGAAGUGGCAUCUCUAAACAAAUUAACAUGCAGACCGUACGGGAGCUAUUGAUGCAAAAGAGAACAGUAACUAAAUGUGCUGUCCUGGACACUUAAGGAAAGUGAUGGUUAUCCAACAGAACUAUCACUGCUGCGUUUUUAGAUGUAUUUUAUGUAAUUAUUUAUUUGGUAAAUAAACACCACAUCCUGUAGUUACUACAUUA